AUGAGAUUAUUGUUAUCCUUAGUAUUAAUAGAAUUAUUUUGUGGAAAUAUCGUCAACACAACUGAGAAUUUAAGUGAAGAUAAUGAGGAAAUUGAUAUCGGCUUAUAAACAUAUUGCAAGAAAAUUCAUUGUAAUUCUUAUACAACUUGUCAUUCUUGUGAGUUUAAGAACUGUUGUUAAUUUAAUUUAGAAAAAAAUCAGUGUUUCAGACUGUUAAAAGCACCAUUUAAUUACUCCGAACUAUUUGAUAGAAGCAAAGUAGAAGUAAAGAAUUUAUCCGAAUAUCCGGAUCCACAAAUGAAUGUUACUUUUCCAAAAUGUAAUAUUGUUAAGGAAGUUCCUCUAUAUAAUGCUACAAAUUAUUUAUAUAAGAAUCACGAUAUUUGUGGAAUACCAAAAUAUUGUCCAAAUUAAUCAUACUAUGUUUCUGCUGAAUCUAGAAUCAUCUUCUAAAAUGUCAAAUCAUAGGUUGGUUAAGGAGAACUUUGUACAAUAUAUUUUUAAGGAAGAAUGGGUCCAGAAUUCUUGAUAUAAAUAGGAAUAGGAAAUUUAUCAUAAACUGAGGUUAAAGCAGACCUAAGUAUUUGCUUAUCCGUUGGUCUGUUUGAUGACUUUCCUUGUAUUGAUUCUCUUUAAUAAAUCAAAUUAACCAAGAGUCUUUAUUAUAGGAUAAGAGCAAAUUAAUUUAGAAUUACUUUGUAAUUCACAGAGGAUGCAGAAAUAGAUUUCUCUUAGAUAUUCUAUUAGAUUAUCAGCAUACAAAAAUUAAGUUAAUAAAAUUAGCAAUAACUAUUUUAGUUUAUUAUCAUACUUCUGCUAACAAUACUUGGAAGCAUAGUGAUAAUGGCGUUGAUUAGGACUAUUUUAAUACGGAUAUUUGGCAGAAGGUUUGUUGAAUGGUUGGAUCCAGAACCUAUUUUCCCUCAUAGAAGAAGGCAUUUCAAUGUCUUAUCAGAAUUUGAAAGAUUAAAAUCUUAGAAGCUCAUCCAUCAGAUCAAGUAAAAUGAAAUGAAAUUUGAAUAAGACAGAUGCGCUUAUUGCUUAGAAUCAUUUUAGACUGGAAUAAUUAUUGAAAUCUUUUGUGGGCAUUGUUUCCACGAACAUUGUAUAUAGAAUCAUAUGCAAAUACAAAAAAAUGUGGGAAGGUGUUCUAUUUGUUUAGUUGAUAUUAACAAAAUGAAUUAAACUCUGCAGUAAUAAUAAUUGCCAUAAGAAUCCUUGGAAAAUCAAAGUCAGAUAUAAGAAAAUUAAGGCAUGAUUAAUGAUAAUUUAUAAUGA
Messenger RNA from Paramecium tetraurelia, 1278 nucleotides. RefSeq lists its product as uncharacterized. The transcript is spliced from 5 exons. Lineage: Eukaryota; Ciliophora; Oligohymenophorea; Peniculida; Parameciidae. The record is from RefSeq and is a predicted model, not a curated record.